Molecule: messenger RNA, 878 nt
Organism: Antechinus flavipes (yellow-footed antechinus)
Lineage: Eukaryota; Metazoa; Chordata; Mammalia; Dasyuromorphia; Dasyuridae
Gene: UFC1
Product: ubiquitin-fold modifier conjugating enzyme 1
Exons: 6
Coding region: 31-525 (164 amino acids)
Biological process (GO): protein K69-linked ufmylation
Cellular component (GO): cytoplasm
Molecular function (GO): UFM1 conjugating enzyme activity
Source: RefSeq, a predicted model, not a curated record
CUUCCGGGUCGCCGUGUGCCCUGGUCCAAGAUGGCGGACGAGGCCACCCGGCGUGUUGUUUCUGAGAUCCCGGUACUGAAAACGAACGCCGGGCCCCGGGAUCGGGAGCUGUGGGUGCAACGACUCAAAGAGGAAUAUCAGGCUCUUAUCCGGUAUGUGGAGAAUAACAAGAAUGCUGACAAUGACUGGUUUCGACUGGAGUCCAACAAGGAAGGAACACGAUGGUUUGGAAAAUGCUGGUACAUCCAUGAUCUACUUAAGUAUGAGUUUGACCUCGAGUUUGAUAUCCCGAUUACAUAUCCCUCUACUGCGCCUGAGAUUGCUGUCCCUGAACUGGAUGGAAAGACGGCAAAGAUGUAUAGGGGUGGCAAAAUAUGUCUAACAGAACACUUCAAACCCUUGUGGGCUAGGAAUGUGCCAAAGUUUGGACUGGCUCAUCUCAUGGCUCUGGGGUUGGGACCUUGGCUGGCAGUAGAGAUCCCAGACCUGAUUCAGAAAGGGGUGAUCCACCACAAAGAGAAGUAAUGCCUCUGCCUGAAUUUCUGAUAUAUUUGGCUCCUGCCCCCUUCAGCCAUCAUCACGAUGUUCAUCCACCCAGCUGAUAAAAUGGCCCUUCUCUGCCUUUUGCCAUGAAGUUGCAGUGAGUGGGCCUCUGGGAUUGAAUUGCUACAAAUAAGUAUGCUGGGACUCAUAGCCUGGCCUUGUUUGGAGACAGGGCUGAGAGCAGCAGGCAGACAAUGGGACAAUGAUUUCAUCGUUUUCCCACUACUUGGAAAAAUGUGAGCAUCCUGAGAGAGAUGCAACAUGAAAAUUUAUGUCAUUCCCUCUGUUGGAGGCAAUAGCUAUGUCCUCCUUAAAUAAAAGCUGCUUCCCCUGGC